Eublepharis macularius is the source of this 1158-nucleotide messenger RNA. RefSeq names its product myb/SANT-like DNA-binding domain-containing protein 7. NCBI's taxonomy places the organism in Eukaryota, Metazoa, Chordata, Lepidosauria, Squamata, Eublepharidae. Bases 1 to 1158 code for a protein of 385 amino acids. The transcript is spliced from 4 exons. The record is from RefSeq and is a predicted model, not a curated record.
AUGGCAGCACCAAAAUCAUCCGGGGGAAGAGGUGUCUCCUGGAGGGAGAAGGAAACCCUGGACCUCUUGGAAUUUUGGGGAGAAGAGAAGGUACAAGAGGCGCUGACAAACUGUCAUCGAAACAUUGAUGUUUUUGACCGCAUCGCGGAGCAGAUGGUGUCACGAGGCCAUGCAAGAACUGCGCUAGAAUGCCGAACUAAGACCAAAGCUUUGCGACAGGAAUACAAGAGGGUUGUGGCUCACAAUGGAAGAUCUGGAAAUGCCCCCGCCACAUGCCCCUUUUAUGCCCAACUCGCAAGGAUUUUCAGAGGCGAUGCUAGCAUCAGGCCGCAAAGGGUGGUGAGAAGUCUUCAACUACAGUCUGCAGGCCAUGAGAAAAACAUGAACCCAAAUCCAUCACUCAACGGAAACAAUGCUAUUUGGGAGGGAUCGGAGGAGCUGUUCACGCAUCCGAUGGUGACACUGAAUCUCCAGGAGGUCCACACCGCAAUGCCCAGUGAUUCAGGUUCUCCCACGGAGACCGAUACAUCCACAGAUGACGGAUCACUCAAUUCUGGCCAGGCUUGCGAGGAAGAUCCCACCACAGAUGAUCAAGACAUGACACAGAUUGAGGACUUCCCUGAGGUGCUGGGUCAGGAACUGGAAGAUGCCCAAGGUGUUCGAGAAAAUCCACAGGAGGAAGAACGACCCAUGGCAACAACGGCACAACUUUCUCCAGCCACGCGCUUGGAGAAAGCUCGUACCAGGACCAGGCGUGUCUCACUUCUAACAAGUGUUGCUGAGAAGAUGCUGUCUCAGGCUCAGAGGGAGGAUCUGCAACAAAGACAGGAACGCAGACAACUUCUGGAAGCGACCACACAUUGGCGUUCAGCUAUGGAUUCAGAGACGCGAUGGCAUGAGGAUAUUAUCAUGGAGGCCAAAGAGGACAGAAGAGCUUUUGUUGAGGCACAAAAUAGAAAUGCGGAGGGUCUCAAUAAGGCUGUCACUGCACUCUACUCCUUGACCGAACUCUUUGUCAAGGAGCAGAGAGCUGGAGCAGUCCCAGCAAGUAUUGAAAAUUCCCCAAGUAAUAGAAGACAAAUCAGGCAUCCCGAAGUUCCACUGCGAAAGAGAGCAUGGGUAAUUAAAAAAAGGGAGAGAUUUGAUCCCUCAUGUUGA